AUGGCUGUUUCUCACUGGCUUCUCACUUCCGUGCUCUUUCUGCUGCCCUUCAUAAAACAGGUUUCAGCACAGCAACAAGGAUGUUCUGUCAAUAAUAGCAGACCAAGUGUUUAUGAAAAUAACUCUCCUGGCUACGUGGUGACCACAAUCCAUGUGGAAUCAGGCUUCACUGUAACGAUUGAUCCUACUUCCCCCGAUUUCAGUUUUUUCGUUAUACAAGGGUCUGAGCUGCAGCUGAGCCAAAGCGUGGACUAUGAGGAAAACACCUUGCUGAUCGUGUACCUGAUUUGUCAAGACGCUGCUGGGCAGAGUGAUUCUUUGGAAAUUCUUGUGAUCAUUCUCGAUGUGAAUGAUAACAGCCCAGUGUUUAAGCAAACAAAUCUCACCGAAUUUGUUCCUGAGGAUACAAAAGUGAAUGCAACCAUUGUAGCCCGUGAAGAUUUAAGCGCUACUGAUGCUGACCUGGACACCAUCUUUUAUGAACUCACAACCAUAGUGUCAGGCACAGAUGGUUAUUUUGCCAUAAAAGGAGUUAAUAACCCAGAAAUUUAUUUACAAAAAGCAUUGGACUAUGAGAGAUUUAAAUUGACAACAUUGAUCUUGUAUGCAAGGGACAGGCCUGUGGGCAGCACUGAAACCACCAACACAGCUACCGCAACAAUAAACAUAUUUAUUGAACAAGCUGACACCAAACCACCCUGGUUCCUACCCUGUACCUUCAUUAACACGGACAACAGCAUUUGCAUCAGCAGCCCCUAUACUGGGAAGGUGAAUAUCUCCGAGAUGUCGACGGAGCCACUCAUCCUAGAGCCAGGGCCUAUCUAUGCUAUUGAUCCUGAUUACACUUUAAAUGAAAAAAUCGUGUACAGUAUUGUUGGUG
Molecule: messenger RNA, 880 nt
Organism: Tauraco erythrolophus (red-crested turaco)
Lineage: Eukaryota; Metazoa; Chordata; Aves; Musophagiformes; Musophagidae
Source: RefSeq, a predicted model, not a curated record